Messenger RNA from Cricetulus griseus (Chinese hamster), 774 nucleotides. The record is from RefSeq and is a predicted model, not a curated record. Lineage: Eukaryota; Metazoa; Chordata; Mammalia; Rodentia; Cricetidae.
UCCGCCGCUCAGCACUAGGCUCUUCCUUCUCCUUCCCGGCCGCCGUAGUUUAAACAAAAAAAAAACGGUUACCCAGCAACGAGAUAAAACAACUGGAACCAUCCGCACCAGCUUGAAGAGAAAGAAGAGGUACCAUAGGCCACUCUUUCCAAGGAGAUGUCGAUUCCUUUCUCCAACACCCACUACCGAAUUCCACAAGGAUUUGGAAAUCUUCUUGAAGGGCUGACACGGGAGAUUCUGAGGGAGCAACCGGACAAUAUACCAGCUUUUGCCGCAGCAUAUUUUGAAAACCUUCUAGAAAAAAGAGAGAAAACCAGCUUUGAUCCAGCAGAAUGGGGGGCUAAGCUAGAGGACCGCUUCUAUAACAACCAUGCAUUCAAGGACCCAGAACAAACUGAGAAAUGUGAACAAGAAAUGGCCAAAUCAUCUGGGAGAGAAGAAACACCAGUUACGGCCUUCGAGGAGUCUACUGAGGAAGAAAGGGAAAAGGAGGAGUACGCUGCUCUCAAAAUCCAAUCAGUCUUCCGGGGACAUGUGGCCAGAGAAGAGGUAAAGAAAAUGAGGUCAGAUAAAAGUGCCCAAGCGAAAGGAGAGGAAGACCAGUGAGGACACUGGCUUUACCCCCCAGGAAACAUGAAAAAGUAAUCAAAUCCAUCUGUGUUGCGAUUGUCAUUUUUUUCUCAGUAAGGAGAUAUGAUGUUGUGGAAUAACAUUUGUUGCUGUUGUGAAAAUCUGUCAUGAGCAUUUGUUUAAUAAACAUGCCAUUGAAACACA